Messenger RNA from Drosophila rhopaloa, 1119 nucleotides. RefSeq names its product glyoxalase domain-containing protein 4. The transcript is spliced from 4 exons. Lineage: Eukaryota; Metazoa; Arthropoda; Insecta; Diptera; Drosophilidae. The record is from RefSeq and is a predicted model, not a curated record. The coding region runs from base 111 to 977 and encodes 288 amino acids.
AUAUUUCUCCAUCUUUAACUACAUAAACAAGGCCGAAAAAAAGUAGUUGAUCAUUUGUCUUCAAAAUUCAGACGCAGCUAAUAGUCCAUAAGAAAAUAACAAAUUUCAAAAUGUCAGCGAUUCCGGGACGUGCACUCCACUACGUGUUUAAGAUUGGAGAUCGGGCGAAAAACGCCUUUUUCUUUCGCCAAAUCUUGGGAAUGACGGUGCUGCGGCAUGAGGAGUUCAAGGAGGGAUGCGAUGCCGCCUGCAACGGGCCCUACGACAACCGGUGGAGCAAAACGAUGGUCGGUUAUGGACCCGAAAGUUCCUAUUUUGUCAUCGAACUCACAUAUAACUAUGGAGUGAGCAGCUACGAAAUGGGAAACGACUUUGCCGGCGUGACCAUACAUUCCAAGGACAUCCUUUCCCGGGCCGCCGAGCACUCGUAUCCUGUGACGCAGGUGGCUGGAAGAGAAGGCAGUCUGCUCACCUCGCCCGAUGGCUAUAAGUUCUAUGUGAUCGAUCAGCCGUCCGCUGGCUCCGAUCCCGUCCAGUCCGUGGAGCUGAAUGUGAGCAACUUAAAGAACUCCAGAAAGUACUGGCACAACCUGCUCCAGAUGCGGGUGCUCGAGGAGAGCGAAGGAAGCCUGCGUUUGAGUUACGGCGGUGAGCAGGCCUCGCUGCAGAUCACCCAGAUCGCAGAGCCGCUGAACCGAGCCAAGGCUUAUGGACGGAUUGCCUUUGCCAUUCCGGCGGCCAAGCAGCCGCCGCUUCAGGAGGCGGUUAAAGCCGCCGGCGGGACAAUCCUAACGCCCCUGAUCACCCUGGAUACGCCCGGCAAGGCCACCGUUUCGGUCGUCAUCCUCGGCGAUCCCGAUGGCCACGAGAUCUGCUUCGUCGACGAGGAGGGAUUCGGACCGCUGUCGCAGGUGGAGCCAGAUGGCUCUCAGCGGCUGGACAAGUACAUCGAGAAGGAUCCCUUCCAGCAAAAGUGAUCAUCCCAGGAAUCCUGAGCACUGAUAUUUGUACACAUCACUUUGUAUUUGGAAUUUUUUUAUUGCUGUUAAAGUUAUUGGUUGGGUUUACGGGAGAUAAAUUAUACAUUUAAAAUGUAAUAUAUAAUAUUAUACACCUGGA